AAAAGAAACGAAGGGAAGGGAAAGCAGCGCUUGCUUUUUUGCUUUCAGGUCUCCUAAAGGGAGUUCAGCCAACCGUGUCGGAGCUGGUGUGGUCUGACUUCCCGCCCCGCGGGCGGUCUCGGGGGACUUUCCCCCCGCCUUCUUCAAGGGAUCCGGUGACCCGGGGCGGCACAGCAUUCAAAUCGGUCAACAGCGGGAUGGCCAGGGCGACCCUAACCCCGCGCUUUCUGUGCCCCUUCUGGCCGCGGACCCCUUGCGCGAGCCCCGCGCUGGUGGCUGCAGGAGGUGUGCUCCGAAGGUUCUUGGCUGCAGCGGCACCUGCCCGCCGCCUAGACCUGCGGGGUAUCUAUCCGCCCCUCGUCACCCCUUUCACGUCUCAAGGCCGUGUAGAUUACGCCCGGUUGCAGGAGAAUCUGCGCCUCUACGCCGAAAUCCCCUUCCGAGGUUUUGUAGUACAUGGUUCCAAUGGGGAAGCUCCCUACUUGACACAGGAGGAAUGCCUGGAAGUAGUGAUGCGGGUGCACCAAGCUGUGCCUAAGGAAAAGCUUUUUCUGGUUGGGUCAGGAUGUGAAUCAACUCACUGCACCAUUGAGAAAACAAAACAAAUGGCUGACAAGGGUGCUGAUGCUGCUCUUGUGGUGACUCCUUGCUACUUCCGUGGAAGUAUGACCAGUGCUGCCUUGAUCCACCAUUACACCCAGGUGGCUGAUGCAUCUCCAAUCCCUGUGAUACUGUACAGUGUUCCAGCCAACACAGGUUUGGAACUGCCCAAUGAGGCAGUGGUCAGCCUCGCACAACAUCCUAACAUAGUGGGGAUCAAGGACAGUGAUGGCAACAUUACACGCCUGGGGCUGCUUGUCCACAAAACACAGAAUGAAGACUUCCAGGUACUGGCAGGAUCAGCUGGUUUUUUGCUAGCCAGCUAUAUUGUAGGUGCUACAGGAGGAGUCUGUGCCCUUGCCAAUGUAUUAGGUAGUCCUGUCUGUCAGCUUGAUGAUCUUUGCCGGGGUGGAAACUGGGAUGAAGCCCGUGAACUGCAGCACCGAUUGAUUGAGCCAAACAUUGCAGUCACCCGGAAAUUCGGGGUCCCGGGUCUCAAGCAGGCGAUGGAGUGGUUUGGCUACAAAGGAGGCUUUUGCCGUGCCCCUUUGCUCCCAUUAACUGAGAUACAAUUAAUGGAAUUACGCCAUGAUUUCACCUCCAAUGGCUGGCUCUGAAGGACAAAGGAGUUCUAGCAAUGCCUAGAAUCUUGCUGCAGCCAAUUACUGUAAUUGGGAAAGGCUCACAUGUCUUGCAAUUUACUUAAAUGCAUGCAGCUCACUCAACUCAUAGUGUACUUAUUGGAGCAUUGCUAUGGCAACAAAACAAUGGAGUAAAAUCUUCAGAAUGGAGCUUUAGAUGAGAAAAUGCUGUAUCUGCAUCUCAUGGUUGAUUAGAAGCCCAACAUUCCUUUGCCACUUAAAAUUUCUCAAUUCUACAUAACACACCUAUGUCUAGGAUAUGGUCAUAUCUAUGUUCUAAUCUUUUCAGCAUUCUUCUAUACCCUGAUUAGUUCUGGAAUCAUAGAAUGGUGAAAGGCUAAUUCUCUGGGUUCAGAAAUCAGGUGUGUGUAAUCUUAAUGUCCUAUGUAAAAGAUAUUUCAUUCAUUUUUAUGAUUUGCUAGGUCAAAAUACCAUUUGCACUGCUACCUUAUGCACAGUAAAUUGAGUUGUAUGAUCCACUGAAAAAUUGAACAUUAUUGAGAUGGUAUAAGAAUAUGUAAUUAGUGAAUGAUUAUGUGCCAUGAAGUCAUUUUUGACUUUUAUUGACUACACAGAUUUUCUCCAUUACAAUCUAUCACUAACCUGUUAUCUACAGUAUAUAUUUAUGGUAUUCACUGACGCUAGAUCAGCACAAUUUAAGUUUUUUUAAAAAAAUUAUUUCAUAAAACACUGCUACUUAGGUCUUGAGUCUUGCUCACAGUCCUCAAGGGCAGAAGUGGCAUAAAAAUACAUUCUUCAAGAUAAUUAUGCUUCUGUUAUUGUCCUUUUUCUGCUGUCUAAUAAUGGUAUGUUAUAUUUGGAAAAAGAAAUGGAGAACCAUUCAAUAGUUUUGCUGAUGACUAUAUUUUUAGCUAAAGCAUAAACGCACUAAGGCUAAUUGAUGGUACAACUUCUUGCGGUACACCCAGAUCCAAAAUGACUAGAAGUGGAUAAUUGUACCUAUAUAGUCACAGCCCCAACCCCAAUAACUGUAUGGCUGGAGGUCAGUGAGACUGGAGCAUCAGAUUUAAUCAAGCUAUUUCAUAUAGUAUUUUAUACAAUUCCAGCAGUAGGCAUGGAAACAAAAUUGUUAUGGAAAAUCUCUUCUUUAAGUGGAAAAAGUUGGGGGGAAAUUGAAGUUGUAAAUUAGAAAAUGCAUUGUUUCUUUACAAGUACUUAAGUUUAGUUGAACCAUUAAUGGAAGCUAACUAAUUGUGUCAAAAUUUUCUUUAAAAAAACAUAGAUAUGAAAAAGUAAAGGACUUAACAUUUUGCCAGCAUGGUAGGCAGUUGCAAAUACAAAGACCGGCAUCAGAUGAAGAUUGCUCAAGGGGGCAAUUUUGACAGUUGUAAGUCAAAGGAGCAAAGGAAAAAUGGAAAGGAAUAUAAUAAAAUAACAUCAGAAAAUA
Molecule: messenger RNA, 2649 nt
Organism: Thamnophis elegans (Western terrestrial garter snake)
Lineage: Eukaryota; Metazoa; Chordata; Lepidosauria; Squamata; Natricidae
Gene: HOGA1
Product: 4-hydroxy-2-oxoglutarate aldolase 1
Exons: 7
Coding region: 198-1217 (339 amino acids)
Biological process (GO): N-acetylneuraminate catabolic process
Molecular function (GO): 4-hydroxy-tetrahydrodipicolinate synthase activity; N-acetylneuraminate lyase activity
Source: RefSeq, a predicted model, not a curated record